AUGGGGUCCAGCACAUCGAAACCAGAGCAAUCGGGCUACCAAUGGAAGGCCUCAGGCACGCCUGGCGUCUCCAUGCCCGUCCUCGACUCCCUGCAGUCCAACCCCGAGACGGAUGCCUCACGUGCCAGGCUCGUUGAGCAGCAGAUCCACGCCCGCGUCGCCGAGGAGCUUAAGAAGCUGCAGAAGCGCGAGGCCGAAGCCCUGGCCGCCGCCCACGAAAAGAUCGCCUCGGCCUCCAAGAGCGGCAGCAGCGACAGCAAGAAAGACGGGGACAACGACACGACCCGCUUCACCGUCGGCAAGGAGGUCGACGCCCUCCGCAAGAAGCUCGAGGAGCGCAAGCAGAUCCGCGCGCUGCCCGAGGACGUGGAGAAGUCGCGCAACAAGGUCAUCGAGUGCCUGCGCACCAACGACCGCCGGCCGCUCGACUGCUGGCAAGAGGUGGAUGACUUCAAGGCCGAGGUCAAGAAGCUGGAGAAGUCGUGGGUCGACAAGGUCGUGUCGUGA
Molecule: messenger RNA, 507 nt
Organism: Akanthomyces muscarius
Lineage: Eukaryota; Fungi; Ascomycota; Sordariomycetes; Hypocreales; Cordycipitaceae
Exons: 3
Coding region: 1-507 (168 amino acids)
Source: RefSeq, a predicted model, not a curated record